This is a messenger RNA of Cololabis saira (Pacific saury), 1510 nucleotides long. RefSeq names its product acyl-CoA thioesterase 8 (gene acot8). Gene Ontology annotation, molecular function: fatty acyl-CoA hydrolase activity. The record is from RefSeq and is a predicted model, not a curated record. Gene Ontology annotation, biological process: acyl-CoA metabolic process; fatty acid catabolic process. The coding region runs from base 5 to 994 and encodes 329 amino acids. The transcript is spliced from 6 exons. Gene Ontology annotation, cellular component: peroxisomal matrix. Lineage: Eukaryota; Metazoa; Chordata; Actinopteri; Beloniformes; Belonidae.
GAAGAUGUCUGGCAGCGAAGACCUGCCCGGUCCAGAUGAGCCGCUCAAAUCCCCCGAUCAGGACCGUUCAGAGCAGAGCGGAUCUCCUUAUAACCAAGAUCUCAAGAGUGUCCUGGUCACCAGCGUUUUGAACCUGGAGGAGCUGGACGUUGACCUGUACAGGGGAACGCACCACUGGGUGCCUCGCAGCCAGCGGCUGUUCGGGGGUCAGAUCAUCGGCCAGGCUCUCGUGGCUGCUGCCAAAUCCGUGGGCGACAAGCUCUACGCGCACUCCCUGCACUGCUACUUCGUGCGAGCGGGGGACCCGAAGGUUCCCGUGCUGUACCAGGUGGACCGCACCAGGGAUGGCCGCAGCUUCACCGUCCGCUCCGUGAAGGCCAUCCAGCACGGAGAGCCCAUCCUGAUCUGCCAGGCGUCGUUCCAGGUGCUGCAGCCGAGCCCCCUGCAGUACCAGUGCACCAUGCCGGUGGUGCCCCCGCCUGAAGACCUGCACACGGUGGAGGAGCUCAUCCACCGCUAUCUCAGUGAACCAGACUUGACCGAGAGGGCAAAGGAAGGCCUUAACAAACUGUUGGCCAACGAGGUUCCCAUUGAGAUAAAGCCUGUCAACCCAAUGCACUUUUAUAGACUCGCCCCGGGAGAACCCAGGAGAUUGUUCUGGGGACGAGCACGGGGUCAUAUUGGUGAAGGCAACAUGAAGCUGCACUGCUGCGUGGCUGCUUACGUGUCGGACUUUGCCCUCCUGGGCACCGUUCUUCUGCCCUACUCACAAUACAAGGCCCAGUUCAUGGCCUCCCUGGACCACGCCAUGUGGUUCCACAGCACCUUCCGCAGCGACGAGUGGAUGUUGUACGAGUGUGAAAGUCCGUGGGCAGGCAGGACCAGAGGACUGGUCCACGGCCGGCUGUGGAGGAGAGACGGGGUGCUGGCCGCCUCGUGCUGCCAGGAGGGCGUACUCCGAGUCAAACCGCUGGCAGAGACCAGCAAACUGUAGAAGCAUUCUUUAAGAAGACAUUUAUUUUCAAAUUAUCAAGCGCUUAUUUUAAUUUUUUAAUGUAUAUAUUAACAAUCAUUAAAUUCUGUCAUGGAGUGCUUUUAUGAGCUGUUUUAAAACACAUUUUUAACCUUUUUUUUUAUGACUAAAGGGAUGUAACUCCUACUUUAAAGGGGACCUAUUAUGAAAAACAAGUUUUUUCUUGCUUUAACAUAUGGUGGUCUCCGCUCAGCCUGCCAACUCGGAGAAGGAGGAAAGCAACCAAAUUCUGCAGUGUCUUCUACGACUUCUAGGAGCCCUUCUACGGCGCAUUUUUUGUUACGUAACCAAAAUGCAAACCACACACACAACUAUAAAACCGUGUAUCUGCAUGCGAGUGUCCGACUAUCGUAGCACUGCGUGACAUCGUACUCUCUGUCCAUCUCCCUCCAGCAGCUGCCACUUUAUUGAGGUUUUUGUAGUGAAAUGAGGAGGAAUCAUAGAGAUAACUUCUCAUUUCAACUAACUGGAUCAGCC